Messenger RNA from Abrus precatorius (Indian licorice), 3534 nucleotides. RefSeq lists its product as uncharacterized. Lineage: Eukaryota; Viridiplantae; Streptophyta; Magnoliopsida; Fabales; Fabaceae. The record is from RefSeq and is a predicted model, not a curated record. The coding region runs from base 319 to 3171 and encodes 950 amino acids. The transcript has 2 exons.
GGCUGGAUAAUAAGAAGGGUUGAACUUCGAGAACGAAGCCCAUCACCUAAAGAUUGUAAGAAAAUGAUAUUUGACGGUAUGUCUGUAACUGCGAAGUCAUCGCUGCUGCUUCGUUUCCUCUCCCUCUCUUCUUCGGAAGGGUCAAUCUGAAUUUCAGUUCUGUAUGUCUUUUGGGGGACUGGUGAGGUGUUGGAGGGUUUAUUAGCUCAACAUUUUAAUUUGGUCAAGCUGCUCCUAAAGCUGUCAAAUUGAAUGUAGCUUGGUUGUAUUUGCACUUGGCCAUAGCACUCGCUCUAAGGUUUGAGAUCCGAAUCUUUGAUGGACUGCAAUAAAGAAGAGGCCUUAAGGGCAAAGGACAUGGCCGAAAAGAAGAUGGAAAACAGGGAUUUUGUCGGGGCUCGUAAACUUGCUCUUAAGGCUCAGCAGCUGUACCCUGAUUUGGAAAAUAUAAGUCAAAUGCUUGUUGUAUGUGAUGUGCACUGCUCUGCUGAGCAGAAAUUCUUUGGUAAUGAGAUGGAUUGGUAUGGAAUUCUUCAGCUUGAACAGACAGCUGGUGAUGCAGUGAUUAAGAAGCAAUAUCGGAAGUUUGCUCUACAACUUCAUCCUGACAAAAACAAGUUUGCUGGUGCAGAAGCUGCAUUUAAGCUGAUUGGAGAAGCUCAAAGAGUGCUUUUGGACAGAGAAAAACGGUCUCUUUUUGACAUGAAGCGUAGAGUCCCAAUGAGCAAACCUGCCACAUCACGUUUUAAAUCUGAAAUGAGAAGCAAUGUUAGGCCCAACUUUACAAGCUCAAAUGUUCGACAGCAGCAGCAGCAACCUAGGCAGCCAGUGCAGCAGCAGCAGCAAAAUGGUGGCCGCUCUACGUUUUGGACUGUCUGCCCAUUUUGUUCUGUUAAGUAUCAAUAUUACAGAGAAGUUUUAAAUAGGUCUCUUCGUUGUCAACAUUGCCAUAGGCCCUUUGUUGCAUAUGAUAUAGGUAUGCAGGGUACAUCAUCACCAGCAACUAAUUCAACUCAGGAAGCUUCUGUACAGCAGAAAGAUGGUGCUGAGAAGCCCAAUAAAGGGCCUUGCAAGAAAAAAGGUCCUACUAAUGUCUCUGGAAAACCAAAUAGAAAGAGAAAGCAGGUGGGAGAAUCCAGUGAAAAUUCUGAUUCUGAAGGAGAUGCAGUUGCAGGCAAGGAUGGUUUUUCUGGUGUUGAAAAGUGUUCAACUUAUAGAGAAGAGCAUCCACGCAGAUCUACAAGGCAAAAGCAUAAAGUUUCUUACAGGGAGAAUGUUAGUUACAAUGAUGAUGGCUUAUUGAGACCUUCAAAAAGGGGUCUUGAGAGUGGACCACCUUGUGGUGAUGGUGACACUACUGGUGGGGCAACUAAAAUGAAUGAUCAGAAUGGUUUAGCUGCUGAUCUAAAAGAUGAAAAUAAAGAGUUAAAACAGAAGCAACACUUAAAUCCUGAAGAGAACUUAAGAAAUAACAAUGAGGAAACUAACACAGUUAGGGGGAAAGAUGCAGUGGGAGGGUCAAAGCAAAUGAGUGAAACUUCGGAGCAUACUCCAGAUUCAACCGCCAAAGCAACAAAUCAUCCAAAUGUUUAUGUCUAUCCUGAUGCAGAGUUCAGUGACUUUGACAAGGAUAGGAAAAAAGAAUGUUUUGCGGCUGGGCAGAUUUGGGCUAUUUAUGACACAACAGAUGGCAUGCCUAGAUUCUAUGCUUUAAUCAGAAAAGUUUUGUCUUCUAGAUUCAAGCUGCAGAUAACAUGGUUUGUAUCACAUCCAGAUUGCAACGAUGAAAUCAACUGGGUAAAUAAGGAAUUGCCUGUUGCUUGUGGGAAAUAUAAACUUGAUAUGGCUGACAUCACUGAAGAUCAUCUGAUGUUCUCUCAUCUGGUUUUGUGUAAAAAGAUUGGCCGCAAUACCUUUAAAUUGUAUCCUAGAAAGGGGGAAACUUGGGCCCUUUUUAAGAAUUGGGAUAUCAAGUGGUACAUGGAUGUGGAAUCUCAUGGGCAGUAUGAAUACGAGUUUGUUGAAAUCUUGUCAGAUUUUGUUGAAGGUGAGGGUGUAUAUGUUGCGUAUUUGGCUAAAUUGAAAGGUUUUAUAAGUAUCUUCUUUCAAAUUUUGAAGGAAGAUAAACAAUCAUUUCUAAUCCCAUCACUAGAAUUAUUUAGAUUCUCUCACAGGGUUCCAUCUUUCAAAAUGACUGGUCAGGAAGGAGUUAACAUUCCAAUAGGAUCUUAUGAACUUGAUCCUGCAGCUUUACCAAUGAAUCUUGAAGAGAUUUCUAUUCCUGAAAAUUUGGAUGUGAAGACAUCUAGCGGUGAGUAUGCAAGGUCUUCAGAUAAAUCAGAACCCAUGAUGACAUGUGGGGGAGAUGUAUCUAUUCCCAAUGUCAAUCUGGAAGGAAGCAAUUUGGCGGAGGAGAACAAGAAUUCAGUUGAUGACACUGCUGAUUGCCGUGCUCCUCCAGCAUGGACCUCUGGAAGAAUUCAAAUUCCAGAUACACGAUUCUUCAAUUUUGAUGCUGGGAGGUCCCGUGAAAAGUUUCAGAUAGGUCAGAUUUGGGCAUUUUACAGUGAUGAGGACGGAUUGCCAAAAUAUUAUGGUCAGAUUAGUAAGAUUGAGACAAGCCCAGAUUUUAAAUUGCAUGUCUAUUGGCUUACUUGCUGCUGGCUAUCGGAGGAUACCAUUAAAUGGGAAGACAAAGAUAUGCUUAUCUCCUGUGGUAGAUUUAAAGUUAAUAAAAAGGCAAAAUUUCUGAGUGUUUAUAGUGACACCUCUUCUGUUUCACAUCAAGUGCAGGCUGAUACUGUUGGUAAGAAUAGGAAUUAUGUCAUCUUUCCGAAGAAAGGUGAAGUUUGGGCAUUAUAUAGAAAAUGGUCAAAUAAAAUCAAAUGUUCUGACUUGAAAAAUUGGGAGUAUGACAUAGUGGAAGUUCUUGAAGAAGCUGAUCUGUACAUAAAUGUUUUAGUUCUGGAGUUUGUUAGUGGUUUUAGUUCAGUUUUCAGGGGCAAAUCAAAUGAAGGAUCAUAUGUCAACCUGAGAAUACCCAGAAAAGAGUUGCUUAGGUUCUCCCACCAAAUCCCAGCUUUCAAGCUGACAGAAGAGCACGACCAUCUAAAAGACUCUUGGGAACUUGAUCCAGGUGCGCUAACAAUUAAUUAUUACGGCUUGAGAUGAAAGGGGCGCCCGGUGACUGAAUAUCCCCGGUUAGCCUGAGAGCCAAAUUUGUGAAUCUGAUGGCAUUUUUGGAAAGACAGGUUUUGGCAACAAGAUGAAACUACAGUAUCUGUGCCAGUGCAGUUGGUAUCACGGCACCUCAGGGGUAGCAUUUUUGUAUUGUUAGUGGUAGAUUACCAAUUAUUACUAAAGGAAGUGAGGUUUACCAUGAACCCAUUUCAUACGGGUGCAUUCACUUUACAUAUGAAAGUCAACUUAUCACUUUUUUUCCUACGUAACUUCCUAGUAGAAAAGACUGACUUCCUUACGUAGUUUGCAGGAACUUGAUGUGAAGUAAAAUCCAAAAGCGACCUAAUUGUUUUU